UGUCACCCUGUUGCAUGAGAAUGUCUUAUCCCACAUUGCAGGUGAAAAAAUGACAAAGAUCCUCUGUGGAACCUUUCAAGUGAUGCGGCAUCCAGCCUCUUCAUCUAGCAUGGCUCUGCCUAAGCAAUGAAAACAAGAAUGAAAGCCAUUCAAAGCACCGUGCAUUUCAACAUCUGUGCAAUGAAUUUCAAGGCAAUCCUAAUAACCGCAUGGAUUUGGUUUCCUGCUUUAGCAACAGCAUAUGGAACAGACAGUGAAACGUUUCCAAUCUGCGAAUCAGCAGAAUGUUUGGAAAGAGCUCAGCUAAUAAAUGAAUCGCUUAACGCCAGCGCUGAUCCUUGCCAGGACUUCUAUUCAUACGUUUGCAGCCGGUGGGAAAGCUCUCACCAAUCUGAAAUUACUAAGGGCAGCUAUGAUGUUAAUGAGGAGAUUGGUAAAGGGAUACCGGAGAAGCUAAGCUAUGUUCUUGGAAACAGAACCUUGGUUGAGGUUAAGCAAACUAUAGUAGAUAAGGUGAAAGCAACGUAUAAUGCGUGUUUAGGUAAGUUGCGUUAUUAUGCGAGGGCGGAGCUCAUGAAUGCAUGA
Dermacentor andersoni is the source of this 585-nucleotide messenger RNA. Lineage: Eukaryota; Metazoa; Arthropoda; Arachnida; Ixodida; Ixodidae. The record is from RefSeq and is a predicted model, not a curated record.